AAUUAAAAUAGUGUGUGUAAAGUAGGGCUGUCACGAUAAACCGACGAUAAAUAUCACGUGAUUUAUGCACUUGAGUGAAGUACGGGAAAAUGCUGCUGCAUCCGAAAGCCAGAGGGCGCUCUCGUGCGUACACUCCAAAUACGCACUGCAGAAGAAGACCAUAACACGUUCUAGAAUGUAGGGGUGUUCUGUUCCGGGUUUUUUGGAGUCGACUCCGAUUGUCGACUCCCACUUUUGGAGUCGAUGGAAUCGACACUUUGCCUCCAUUUACUGUCAUUCAAAACGGGCACAGGAAUACGAAUAUAAAAUAAAUGAAUGAACUUCAGCUUGGGAACGUUGGGCUGGCAACCAAUCUCCAAAGUCACUAGCAAAUACACAUGCAUUUGUGCAUCUAACACCAUCACAGAGAGUUUUUUUGUGCUGUCAGACCAGUUACUCCUUUCUGGUCCUAAACUGAUGUGGUUUUUCAUGCUGAAGGUCUGGUAACUUUGGCCGCUUUUAUUGGUCAAGGCCCGCCCAAAAGACAAUAUGACUGACAGGUGAAGCUACCAAUCCAGUAUAGUUUUGUGCUGCGUCAUGUUUAGUGGCGUGGAAAUGUCCCCACAAUACGCCCUUUUCACAUGACGUCACGCAUCUUCCGUUCUGCCGCGAAGCAGUGUAUCUUUACUUCCGCUAGCACUCCAGUUCAUAAGGUGGCGGUAAUGCACCUAUAAGCUGUUUUGCCAACCGCCAGUAAAACUCAAGAAGAAGAAGAAGUUACUUCCGCUAGCGCCUCAGAAUGGAGUUUACCAAGUCCCUUGCACAUCUGCCACAAAUACGUCUAGAUGAUGUACAACGUCUUGCAGAAAAUUUUUCGCUAACGACAAGAUCAAAGCUAGAGAAAGGAUACAAAUUCUUUGUUGAACAGUACCUGUUUGAUUAUGAAGUUCACACAAACAGUGAUUGACACCUUCAGUGAAGCUCCUCCCACAUCAAUCCACCAAUAAAUACCAGAAACCAACAAGCAGAAGAAUCACUUCAGGUGUCAGAACUGAGAUCUUCAGACUGUUGUUGGAGUUGCUGGAAGAGAAGCUUGAGAACACGAGAGAUCCAGAACUACACAGAACACAAACUGAGGGACUAAAGAACACAGAGAUAUGAUGGAAGUGAAUAAGGACUGUCAAGAUGAAGUAAAAGAUGCUGAUGAGAAACAUCAGUGUGCACAAAAAUCCCAGAAUGUUUCACCAAACGGAGCUCUGAGAACAGGAGAUAAAAAACUUGGAAAGAGAUCCCCAAUAACCGGACACAUGAGAACUCACACCGCAGAGAAACCAUUCACAUGUCAUCAGUGUGGAAAGAGUUGGACAAGAGCAAGUUACUUUAAGAUACACAUGAGAAUUCACACCGGAGAGAAACCCUUCACAUGCAUUGAGUGUGGAAAGAGUUUUACAACUACAAGUUACCUUAAGAGACACAUGAGAAUUCACACCGGAGAGAAACCGUUCACGUGCAAACAGUGUGGAAAGAGUUUGACAAGAGCAAGUCACUUUAAGAUACACAUGAGAAUUCACACCGGAGAGAAACCGUUCAAGUGUCAUCACUGUGAAAAGUGUUUUUCAGACCCAGGUCACUUUAAGAUACACAUGAGAAUUCACACCGGGGAGAAACCAUUCAUGUGUCAACAGUGUGGAAAGAGUUUUACACAAUCAGGAAGCCUCAAGUUUCACAUGAGAAUUCACACUGGAGAGAAACCUCACGCAUGUCUACAGUGUGGAAAGAUUUUUACAAACACAAGUCACCUUAAGAGACACAAGAGAAUUCACACCGGAGAGAAACCUCACGUAUGUCAACAGUGUGGAAAGACUUUUACACAAACAGGAAACCUUAAAACACACAUGAGAAUUCACACCGGAGAGAAACCUCACGCAUGCCUACAGUGUGGAAAGAGUUUUAAACGUAUAAGUCACCUUAAGACACACAUGAGAAUUCACACUGGCGAGAAACCUCACGCAUGUCUACAGUGUGGAAAGACUUUUACAAACACAAGUCACCUUAAAGAACACAUGAGGAUUCACACUGGAGAGAAACCUCACAAAUGUCUACAGUGUGAAAAGAGUUUUACUUCUGGUGGUCCUCUAAAGAUUCACAUGAGAAUUCACACCGGAGAGAAACCUUACGCAUGUCUACAGUGUGGAAAGACUUUUACAAACACAAGUCACCUUACAGAACACAUGAGAAUUCACACCGGAGAGAAACCUCACGCAUGUCUUCAGUGUGGAAAGACUUUUACAAAUACGAGUCACCUUAAGAGACACAUGAGAAUUCACACUGGAGAGAAACCUCACAAAUGUCUACAGUGUGAAAAGAGUUUUACUUCUGGUGGUCCUCUAAAGAGUCACAUGAGAAUUCACACCGGAGAGAAACCUCACGCAUGUCUUCAGUGUGGAAAGACUUUUACAAAUACGAGUCACCUUAAGAGACACAUGAGAAUUCACACUGGAGAGAAACCGUUCAAACCUUACGCAUGCCUUGAGUGUGGAAAGACUUUCAGAUGUGAUAGUUUACUUACGGUACACAUGAGAGUUCACACCGGAGAGAAACCGUUCACAUGCUGUGAGUGUGGAAAGAGUUUUACAGCCUCAAGUAACUUCAAUAAACACAUGAGAAUUCACACUAGAGCGGAACCCUUCAAUGGAUCAGUGCAGUAAAGGUUUGUCUAGAGAUACCUGUGAGAGGACGUGCAAAUGUAAAGUCUUGCUUGUGUAGUGUUUGUGGAAAGAGUUUCUCACGACAGACCUGUUUCAAAGCUCAUGAGAAACUAAAUGUUUCCAUUGAAGGCCGAUGUCGACCAAGAACGGUCCAGUUGUAGUCACAACAUCAGUGCCAUCAAUGUGUGGAAUUGUUUCUAGAUCACCAUCGAUCGGCCGCUAGAGCCGGUGUUGUGGUAAAAUUAUUGGUCUUGUAGUUCAAAUAAAUCUU
Molecule: messenger RNA, 2958 nt
Organism: Triplophysa rosa
Lineage: Eukaryota; Metazoa; Chordata; Actinopteri; Cypriniformes; Nemacheilidae
Product: gastrula zinc finger protein XlCGF57.1-like
Exons: 3
Coding region: 1137-2687 (516 amino acids)
Biological process (GO): regulation of transcription by RNA polymerase II
Molecular function (GO): RNA polymerase II cis-regulatory region sequence-specific DNA binding; DNA-binding transcription factor activity
Source: RefSeq, a predicted model, not a curated record